This is a messenger RNA of Tuber melanosporum (Perigord truffle), 1064 nucleotides long. RefSeq lists its product as uncharacterized. The record is from RefSeq and is a predicted model, not a curated record. Gene Ontology annotation, molecular function: kinesin binding. NCBI's taxonomy places the organism in Eukaryota, Fungi, Ascomycota, Pezizomycetes, Pezizales, Tuberaceae. The transcript has a single exon. Gene Ontology annotation, cellular component: cytoplasm; kinesin complex; membrane-bounded organelle. Gene Ontology annotation, biological process: microtubule-based movement. The coding region runs from base 29 to 715 and encodes 228 amino acids.
CACCAUACUGAGCCUCCAUGGUCUAGCUAUGGCGCUGCUUGAUCAGAAGAAGUUUGAAGAAGCGGUAAUUACGUAUCGGCGUGCGGUGGGCAGUAUGGAGAGGGCACUGGGACCCGAUCACCCAUUCACACUCGAGAGCAUCAACAUGCUAGGCGAAAUACUGCUUGAUCUGAGAAAGUAUGAGGAAGCGGAAGUUAUGUGUCGACGUGCUCUGGCAGGUAGAGAGAGGACACUUGGACUACUUCAUCGAGAUACCUUACUCAGUGCCAAUAAUCUUGGAGUGGCACUGUGUAAUGAGAGAAAGCACUACGAAGCGGAGGUUAUGUAUCGGCGUGCCUUUCUGGGUGCGGAGGAGAUGCUUGGAGUAGAUCAUCAAGAUACCCUCCUGUGCAUCUAUAACCUAGCUGGGGCGUUGUACAAACAGGGAAAGUAUUACGAAGCGGAGAUGAUGUACUGGCGGGCGCUGGCGGGGCGAGAGAGAGUUCUUGGACCAGGCCAUCCACAUACCCUCCGGUGCAUCAUUAAGCUGGUUGCCGUGUUGUAUGAUCAGAAAAAAUUCGGUGCAGCGGAGACUAUGUAUCAGCGUGCUGUUACGGAGGGGGAACAAGCUCUAGGGCCAGAUUAUCGGGAGGGUCUCAAAAACACUAGCUGCCUCGCGAUGUUUCUCCAGAUACGGGGAUUAGGUACUGCGGGCGAGUCGGUAUUACCGAAAUAAAGGAUUGUGUUUGAGCAGCGGGCAGGGUGAAUUGUUCUAAUUGUCUUUUUCCAGAACUUUCACCGGUUGCCUUUGGUUAUGGUGUGUUGUCCUCUUGCCUUAGGUUAAGCAUGGAGUAUUGGUGUUGGAUUUUCUUUCUUUAUAUCCGCAACGAUUAGGCCUUAGGUCUCGGGCAUCUGUCUUCGUUUGGCUCUUUUGUGUUUUACACCCUUCUGUGUAGACCAUCCCGCUCCGGGUUGGCCGUCACUAGGAUUGUGAACUUUUGGGGGGUGGUCACUCGUCCUUUCACUUUCUUGUUAGUGCCUUUCCCCUUUCAUUCCUUUGAAUUUUGUUCGUUCUUUAUCCUUUU